Molecule: messenger RNA, 1239 nt
Organism: Mercurialis annua (annual mercury)
Lineage: Eukaryota; Viridiplantae; Streptophyta; Magnoliopsida; Malpighiales; Euphorbiaceae
Exons: 2
Coding region: 1-1239 (412 amino acids)
Source: RefSeq, a predicted model, not a curated record
AUGCCCGACCAACCGCCGCCACAACAUCUUAAGGAAUUCUACCAAGGCCAAACAACACCCGAGGAAGCAAACGACGAGAAAAAUCUGCACGAGCAAAACCCAAAGGAAGGGCAGGGGCUACAAACCGGACAAAAAACACCAGAAGGGCAGAAAAAGAUACCGAAAUGGGUCGAAAUUGAAGAAAGCGUGCACAGCUCAGGUGCCGACUCACUGAAGAAAAAGAAUCUAGAGCAAGAAAUUACUGAAAGGGUAAGGAGCGAAAUAGAUAAAUUCAGAAUGAAAGAGCCGAGAAACACGAGUUUUUUAAACAUCGGAAACCCACUUUCAGCCGAGAUACGAGAUGAGCCCUUCCCGUUAAACUAUAAAACACCACAGUUGGACGACUACAAUGGCACAGGGGACCCGAUCACACACUUGAGCUGUUUUCAAGUGGUCAUGAUGGUACAAAGCUUGUCCGAAGCCGCCGUCUGCAAACUCUUCCCAACAACCCUAAAAGGAUCGGCAGCCAUCUGGUACCAAAGCCUGAAAGAAGGCUCUAUUCGAAGCUUCGACGAGCUAGCAAGAGCGUUUCGAACUCAUUUCGCACCGAGCAUACAACAGAAGAAGAAAUCCAGUGAUCUCAAACUUUGCUACCAGAAACCCGGAAAAAGUCUACAAAGUUACAUCGGCAGAUUCAAUGCCGAAGCUGUCGAGGUAGAAAACUUGAAUGAUGAUACCGUAAUAGAUGCAAUGAAAGAUAACACAAGAAUGAUGGCAUUUCGAGACAACCUGAUAACAAAUUCGGUGCAAACCUACUCUCAGCUCAUGGACCGAGCUUGGAAUUACAUCAAUCUGGAUGAAGAACAACGAAGAAAAGCUACACAAACAACAGCACAGUUCCAAACACCGAGAAUAACUUUCAAUCCACCUGCCAGGAAUGACCGAUUCAGGCCAAAAGAGCAACGGCAGUUUGCCCUACCACGAAUGGAACCACACCGACCAGUGAAAGUAGAAGACCAAGCUUUCAUCCCGCUUAAUACACCAAGAUCACACAUUUUAAUGUGGAUUCAAAACAACAAUGAACCAGUAAGAUACCCACCAAAGCUGCAGUAUGAGGGGGAAAGAAAGAAAUACUGUCAAUUCCAUGAUGGUCAUGGCCACGUCACUGACGAAUGUGGGAGCCUAAAGAAAGAAAUCGACCGCUUGGUAAAAGUCGGUCAUUUAAAAGACUUUGUAGCACAAAAUAAAAAUUACAACUAA